AAAAGCCCCAUUUGAGUUCCAGAAAGCCCUAGUACAUCCAUCUCUCUCUCUCUCUCUCUCUCUCUCUCUCUCUCUCUCUCUCUCUCUCUCUCUGUUUCUCCAUCCCUGUGCGAAAGGCAAAGGCUUUGAGAAUGUCGCUGCGAGUUCUGAACCCUAAUGCCGAGGUUCUCAACAAAUCUGCGGCGCUUCACAUGAACAUCAACGCCGCCAAGGGUUUGCAGGAUGUCCUCAAGACCAAUCUCGGUCCUAAAGGAACCAUCAAGAUGCUUGUUGGUGGUGCCGGAGAUAUCAAGCUCACCAAGGACGGUAAUACGCUGUUGAAGGAAAUGCAAAUUCAAAACCCAACAGCAAUCAUGAUUGCCAGAACAGCUGUUGCACAAGAUGACAUAAGUGGCGAUGGUACCACUUCCACUGUCCUCUUCAUCGGCGAGCUUAUGAAACAGUCUGAACGCUACAUCGAUGAAGGAAUGCAUCCACGCGUUUUGGUUGAUGGUUUCGAGAUUGCAAAAAGGGCUACGCUCCAAUUUCUCGAGAAGUUCAAGACACCUGUUGUCAUGGGUGAUGAGCCUGAUAAAGAGAUCCUAAAGAUGGUUGCAAGAACUACUCUGAGAACCAAGCUGUACGAAUCUUUGGCUGAUCAACUGACUGACAUUGUUGUUAAUGCGGUUCUCUGCAUCCGAAAGCCCGAGGAACCUAUUGAUCUGUUUAUGGUGGAGAUAAUGCACAUGCGCCACAAAUUCGACGUUGACACACGUUUGGUUGAGGGGCUUGUCCUUGAUCAUGGUUCUAGACACCCUGACAUGAAGCGACGUGCAGAGAACUGUUACAUCCUCACUUGCAAUGUCUCAUUGGAGUAUGAGAAGAGUGAAAUUAAUGCAGGUUUCUUCUACUCCAAUGCGGAGCAGAGGGAAGCCAUGGUUGCUGCAGAAAGGCGUUCAGUUGAUGAAAGAGUCAAAAAAAUUAUUGAGCUGAAGAACAAGGUUUGUGCUGGCACUGAUAACAGCUUUGUUGUCAUAAAUCAGAAGGGUAUUGAUCCACCAUCGUUGGACCUUCUUGCUAGGGAAGGGAUAAUUGCCCUUAGAAGAGCAAAGAGGAGGAAUAUGGAACGUCUGGUUUUGGCCUGUGGUGGAGAAGCUGUGAAUUCUGUCGAUGACAUGACACCCGAUUGCCUUGGAUGGGCUGGACUUGUCUAUGAGCAUGUUCUCGGUGAGGAAAAGUACACCUUUGUUGAGCAAGUGAAGAAUCCUCAUUCAUGUACCAUCCUCAUUAAAGGGCCUAAUGACCACACGAUUGCUCAAAUUAAGGAUGCUGUUCGUGACGGUCUCAGAUCAGUCAAGAAUACCCUUGAAGACGAGUGCGUUGUAUUGGGAGCUGGAGCUUUUGAAGUUGCAGCGAGACAGCACUUAAUCAACGAAGUCAAGAAAACCGUUCAAGGGCGUGCCCAACUGGGUGUUGAAGCUUUUGCUGAUGCCCUUCUCGUGGUGCCAAAGACACUGGCUGAAAAUGCAGGGCUCGACACGCAAGAUGUGAUCAUUGCUCUAACUAGCGAGCACGACAAGGGGAACGUGGUGGGUCUGAACCUGCAGGAUGGAGAACCCAUCGACCCACAGUUGGCGGGUAUUUUCGACAAUUACUCUGUCAAACGCCAACUUAUCAACUCAGGGCCGGUGAUCGCGUCGCAGUUGCUGUUGGUGGACGAAGUGAUCCGUGCGGGAAGAAAUAUGAGGAAGCCUACUUAGUCUGUAGUUCCUUUUUUUUUAUUCCAAAGUCACUUUUUGGGAUCUUAGAUUUCAUGUUUGAAAUUGUGGGGGAGAUGAAAAGAACUACUUGUUUUUUGGAAGGCGUUUUCUAUGUGGUUUGUCACUGUUUUGAUUGUUGGAAAUGUGUUUCUUGUUGGACAUUUA
Molecule: messenger RNA, 1904 nt
Organism: Tarenaya hassleriana
Lineage: Eukaryota; Viridiplantae; Streptophyta; Magnoliopsida; Brassicales; Cleomaceae
Product: T-complex protein 1 subunit zeta 1
Exons: 15
Coding region: 132-1739 (535 amino acids)
Biological process (GO): protein folding
Cellular component (GO): chaperonin-containing T-complex
Molecular function (GO): ATP-dependent protein folding chaperone; ATP hydrolysis activity; ATP binding
Source: RefSeq, a predicted model, not a curated record